AUGCGUUCUUCCGGCGGGAUACACACCGGUCUCUUGGGUUUACUUGCCCUCGCCGCUCGCCCAGCGGCUGCUUUUUUCCGCAUGGGAUGUGGCUCCUCUUUGGUCAUCGAGCGUGCUGACCCUAUUGUUAGCCCCGGCAAACCCUCUAGCCACCUACACAAUAUAGUUGGCGGCAAUGGGUUCGACUUCAAUAUGACUUACGAUGAUGCGCGUGCAUCGACGUGCUCGACUUGCGAGAUCGUUGAGGACUUAUCGAAUUACUGGGUGCCGACGUUGCAUCAGCAGGCCGCGAACGGGUCGUUUAUCCAAGUUCCCCUGGUUUCCCCGAUGACGGUCUACUAUUUGCAGAGGUACAAUUCCAACAACACGACCUUGAAGGCUUUCCCACCUGGAUUCCGUAUGCUCGCUGGUAACCCGAAUCUACGUUCCUACACCGAUACGCUGGCACAGCAAGCUGUGUCGUUCGUCUGCCUUGACUACAGCGGCACGAGCGACCAGACGAAUGUUUUCCCAACAAAAAAUUGCCCGGAUGGACUGAGGACUCAGAUCUUUUUCCCUUCGUGUUGGGAUGGCGUCAAUCUUGAUUCUCCUGAUCACAUGUCGCAUGUCGCAUAUCCCUCCGGGAUGGACAACGGCGAUUGCCCAAUUACUCACCCCGUCCGGCUGGUUUCUAUUUUCUACGAGGUCAUCUGGCAUAUCGCUCUUUUCUGGCCCUGGCCGACGGACACGCCGCCAUUUGUGCUGUCUUGCGGUGACCCAACAGGCACGGCAUUCCACGGAGACUUCAUGAACGGUUGGGCCGAGGACGUCCUGCAAUCAGCCAUCGACCAAUGCACGAAUUUGUCCGGUCUGGUGUCCGACUGUCCCGUAGUUACAGUGCGCACCUCGGACCAAAUGAACGACUGCGCCAUGCCCUCUCGCGUGGAAGAGACCGUUGGUGGAUAUCUCGACGCGCUCCCUGGUUGCAAUCCCGUUACGCCCGGGCCUGCGAAUGCUGUCCCCGUCGCGAACUGCCCAGUUCCCGCGAUCUUGCCCAAAGGAGAAGCUAGCUUCCUGAAGCCGGUGCCUGGCUGGACGGCGCUUGGCUGCGGACUGGAUGAGGGCCCGCGUAUUCUCCCCAAUCGCUAUACGAACGGGGCGAUGACGGUCGAGGCCUGCGUCGACAUUUGUGCCACGAAUGGGUUCACGUACGCGGGACUUGAGUGGGCGCAAGAGUGUUGGUGUGGAAACACGCUCGAUACAACUCGGCUGGGCCAGUACGCGUGCGACAUGCCUUGCCAGGGAGAUCCGUCCGAGUUCUGUGGUGCGAGUUCUCGCCUCGCUGUCUACAGCAAGGGUGGUGCCGCUCCCGUUUCAACCUCGUCUUCGACGGCAUCCACAGUUGCUGCCCCCACAUCUUCUUCAACUCCUGCCUCAUCUUCUGCAGCGGGCUCGGCGCUAUCCAAUGUUGUCUCGGUGCCGGCUUCGUCUAACGUCCCUGCACCCACGAGUUCCUCGUCCUCUUCGGUGUCUAAGCCAUCCAAUACUCCUUCCGCUCCCUCCACCCCUAACAACAAUGGAUGCCCUAAACCCGCGUUCUCUGAAUUCGGCGGGGAUGUACACGGACGUUCCCAUGACCUCUGA
Dacryopinax primogenitus is the source of this 1623-nucleotide messenger RNA. RefSeq names its product WSC-domain-containing protein. The transcript has 7 exons. NCBI's taxonomy places the organism in Eukaryota, Fungi, Basidiomycota, Dacrymycetes, Dacrymycetales, Dacrymycetaceae. The record is from RefSeq and is a predicted model, not a curated record. Bases 1 to 1623 code for a protein of 540 amino acids.